Messenger RNA from Colletotrichum abscissum, 309 nucleotides. RefSeq lists its product as uncharacterized. The transcript is spliced from 2 exons. Lineage: Eukaryota; Fungi; Ascomycota; Sordariomycetes; Glomerellales; Glomerellaceae. The coding region runs from base 1 to 309 and encodes 102 amino acids. The record is from RefSeq and is a predicted model, not a curated record.
AUGCAUGUUGGACGCAAAGUCCCGGCGACCCUCGCCAGAGGUUACCGACACACUGACUUGGGCAGAACCCGACCCGUCCCUGUCCUGUACAGUCGCAUCCUCGGCGGGACUGGUCAGCCCCAGGUCACCCCUCCUUUCCCGCAACUGGACAGACCCGAGGUGAUCAAGGGACUCUGGGUGGUUCCGCAGUCCUGCCAUACACAAAUUUGCCCGAUAUUUGCUGACCGGUACGGAGCCCAAUGCUCUCACUCUCUCCAUGGCCUCAACAAUGGCAUCAUGAACAUGCCCUGGUCCCAGACUUUUGAAUGA